AUGUCGAUUGACGAGAAACAGGAUCCUUGGAGCACUAACAUUGAGGACGGACACAAAGUAGACCUUCUGGACGUGCCCAAACGAGUAUACACUACGCCCUUCCUCGAUGAGCUCGUCAGCCGACCUCUUAACCCAUUGACUCUGCCCAAGCUUAUUGUAGGAGUCGCUUUAUGUGGCAUUCUUUACCUAGCCCAGAAGGUCUUGGUUUUAUUACCAGAGGCACCUGCAGGAACCAAUGACUUUCUGGGUUACGCCUUGAAAAAGGAAUUCACUGGCUUGUCUCAAGUCGACUCCAUUCUAUCGCUCCUGGUCUGGGCAUUUUCUGAACAAGUCUCCGGCUCUGACCUCAACAAGAGACUUCAGUGCCUCUACUUCUUGAUGAAUUUGAUCCCAGUGAUCUACAUCUGGACAGUUGAAGGCUAUCGAAACGGCAACCAGCUGACGCUCGUGUCGUGGGCUUCGCUAUACGCGGUCUAUCAGCUCGUUGGAAUCGGAAAAGUCGCACCCGUAUACUACCUCAUCAGCUUGUACACUACUGAUAGGAAAGUCUACACUCGUCCCACUGGCCGGCCGAUUCCAUCCUCAGUCGCGAGGGUUUUACCAGCAGCUCUCUGUUUUGGAUACGUCGUUCCGACCAUUCUUAUGUUCACUCAGUACGGAGACAACAUGGCACAACAGAACGCUAUAGCCUUCUGGCAGCCUUCUCCCGUCUAUGUCUCUAUACUGACCUGGGUCUUCUCCGGUAUUCUCCGGUAUGUGUCGCCCACCACAAAGUCUUUGGACUGGGAAAUAUUCGAUCAAAAGGAUCUUGGUUCCUUGCGAAUCGGUUACGCCCUUUGCUUUUUCACCACUGCAGUCCUACACAUCUGCGUUUUUGUAUACGCACACCUCAGCCCUUCGGUAUCGUUUGUCAAGGCGUUCUUCGAUCUUCCGACUGUUGCGUCAAUGAGCUUGGGACACGACAUCAGCGGGUUUUGGAAGUAUGACAUGCUUUUGUGUUUCGGUGCGGUUGCGACCUGGUGCCUAUACAGCGUGUAUGAGCUGCGGCGGCUUGGAUACGUAACAACGCGGACAGCGGUCGGGGCUGCGAUGGCCACUUCGCUGGGAAACAUUGUCAUUGGACCGGGCGCGACUUACGCUGCCUUAUGGGCUUGGAGGGAAGAUAUCAUCGCAGGAUUAGUAAAGGAGUAA
Messenger RNA from Colletotrichum spaethianum, 1191 nucleotides. Its product is annotated as citreoviridin biosynthesis protein D. Bases 1 to 1191 code for a protein of 396 amino acids. The transcript has a single exon. The record is from RefSeq and is a predicted model, not a curated record. NCBI's taxonomy places the organism in Eukaryota, Fungi, Ascomycota, Sordariomycetes, Glomerellales, Glomerellaceae.